AUGGCCCCCUCAGGAGAACCACCCUACCUCGCCAUCGCCGCCCGCAAACAAGCGGAGCAAAAAUCUCGGAUCCCAAAAGAAUGGCUCUUGGACCAGAAAUUCGUCGACCCGCCUCAGAAGAACGUCCUUCACAUCCCCCGUGCCUCUGGCAUCCUCACGGACAAGGAGUUACAUAUCACAGAGUCCUACUCCGCCGUCGCCCUCACAUCCGCGAUCGCUAAGAACGAACUCACAGCGCUGGCCGUGACGACGGCAUUCUGCAAACGCGCAGCGAUUGCGCAGCAAUUAACGAAUUGUCUGACGGAAAUCAUGUUUGAGGAUGCGAUUGCAAGAGCCAAGUGGUUGGAUUCCGAAUUCCAGAAAACGGGAAAAGUCGUAGGCCCUCUCCACGGCCUCCCGAUCUCUCUGAAGGACAGUUUCAAAGUCAAAGGCUAUGAUGCGAGUAUAGGCAUCGCCAGCCUCGCAUUCAACCCGGCGACGCAGAACUCGGUUCUCGUGGACAUCCUGCUGGAUCUCGGCGCCGUGGUGUAUGUGAAGACUAAUAUCCCGCAGACGCUCAUGGCGUUGGACUCGCAUAACCAUCUCUUCGGGCGCACGCUCAAUCCUCGGAAUCGGGACGUGACGGCGGGAGGGUCGAGUGGUGGCGAGGGCGCGCUGAUUGCGAUGAAGGGGAGUAUACUUGGGGUGGGAACGGAUGUAGGGGGCAGUAUCAGGAUUCCGGCCAUGUGUAAUGGACUUGUGGGUGUCAAGCCGAGCGUGGGACGCGUGCCGUUUAUGGGACAAGAAGGAGGAGGACGCCCGGGGAUGGGCGGGUUGGGGAUGCAGGCUUGUGCUGGGCCGUUGGGGAGGGAUGUAAGUGAUUGUGAGUUCUUCUUGCGAACUCUCGCAGAUGCGAAACCAUGGGAACAAGACCCCGCCGUCGUCUUCGGCGCCUUCGACUCCCAAGGCUCGAUGAGCAGAAAACCAAUCAUAGGCGUCCUCCGCAGCGACGGCAUCGUCCGUCCUCUCCCCCCCAUCGCCAAAGUCCUAGACGAAACCAGCCACGCCCUCCGCACCGCCGGCGUCGAGGUCGUCGAGAUCCCAAACGAUGUAUUCAAGAAGUGCAACUCCCUCGCUAACAAGUUCUUCGGCAUCGACGGUGCGAAUUUCGUGCUGGAUCUGCUUGAGAAGACGGGAGAGCCGUUGAGUCCGUGGCUUCAAAACAAGGUGGCGAGGAAAGAGCAGGUCGAGGUUAAUACCCUGGCGAGCCUGCGGGCUGAGAGGGAGGAGCUGGAGAGGGAGAUGUUGGGCGUUUGGAGGACGGGGGAUGGGAGGGUGGUUGAUGUUGUUGUGUGUCCGGUUGCGGGACAUCCGACGCCUGGAGUCGAUGGAUGGAAUGGCGUGGGGUAUACGAGUAGUUGGGUGUUGCUUGAUUGUGCGGCUGGCACUAUACCCGUGCGAGACUUCUCGCAUUCUGAUCCCUCUCUCGAAUUCAAGGAAUCAGAAACUGUGCUGGGGAAUAGUUGGGAUGAGGUUAAUCGGGGGAUGUGGAACGGAGGCAAAGUGGAUAGACAGAUGUAUCUAGAUACGACGCUUUGCGUCCAAGUCGUUGCGCCGAGAUUGCAGGAGAAGAGGCUGGUGGAGGGGAUGAAGCUUGUGGAGGAUGCUGUUGCGAGGGGGAAGGAGGGUGGAAAGAGGGAGAUGAAGUUGUGA
Messenger RNA from Glarea lozoyensis ATCC 20868, 1692 nucleotides. Its product is annotated as Amidase signature (AS) enzyme. The record is from RefSeq and is a predicted model, not a curated record. NCBI's taxonomy places the organism in Eukaryota, Fungi, Ascomycota, Leotiomycetes, Helotiales, Helotiaceae. Bases 1 to 1692 code for a protein of 563 amino acids. The transcript is spliced from 3 exons.